Phycodurus eques (leafy seadragon) is the source of this 5967-nucleotide messenger RNA. Its product is annotated as calcium-activated potassium channel subunit alpha-1-like. The record is from RefSeq and is a predicted model, not a curated record. Bases 1176 to 4112 code for a protein of 978 amino acids. Gene Ontology annotation, molecular function: large conductance calcium-activated potassium channel activity. The transcript has 25 exons. NCBI's taxonomy places the organism in Eukaryota, Metazoa, Chordata, Actinopteri, Syngnathiformes, Syngnathidae. Gene Ontology annotation, biological process: transmembrane transport; potassium ion transport. Gene Ontology annotation, cellular component: postsynaptic membrane.
GAAAAAACAAAAGCUCAGUAGAUGAAAAAGGCUUUGGCGGUGACAGGAAAUGAAGGAUUACGGGGGAUCAUUUUGGACAGCUUUAAAUGUUUUUUUUAUCUUGUCUGGUGGAGAACAAAUCCAACCACGCACGCAAGCAAACCCAAAGUGUGAUAAAUGUGUUGCGUAAUAUCAUCCUGGCUGUGAACGUGGUCGGCUUUCGUUUUAACGGUGGCGCCGCCGAGUGGACGUGUUGAGCCAUUGCCACUGCACGCAAACUCCCCAGCCACUUCAUUAGGUACGCCUGUAUGGAUAUCUUUUGAAUAGAUGAUUUGAUAUCAUCAAAUCUGAUCAUUUCAGUUGUAACAUUAAAAAAAAAAAAAAAAAAAAAAAUUGAAUAAUUAUAUAAACAACAUAACUUAUUUUUUUAAUAUCUAGAUUACUAUUUUCUACUUUUUCAUGUUUUAAAAUAUAUAUUUUUCUCUAUAUGCUGUAGGGUAUACUUAUAUUUUGAUAAUUCAAUAAUAAUUAUAUAAUACAAUUAUUAUUGCGGUUGCCUUAUUUGAUUGAUAAAUGACAAAUACAAUAUUGUGACUAAUACUAAUAUUGAACAAUGUGUCAAAUAGAACAUCGAAAUAAAACAAUACAAAAAAAGAAUGAAAUGAAAAUGAAUACGUAAAAUUGCCUUUUUAAUAUUGUAAACAGAUGCUAAAAAUAAAAUCAAUGAAAUAUACGAUUGCAAUGUAAUAAACCAAAUGUUGCGGCUAACGUGUGUAAUGCUAACAUGAAAUAUAAUGCGGCGGUUUCUUUUCCUCUUAUUCAACUUGCACAACAAUAGCCGCGGCACUGCGCAACAUCUGUCGUUAUUCCCGGGAUUAAAAGCCAAAAGCCGCAGCGCAGCUUUCCCCGUCGUUCCGCACGCGCGCAACGUCACGUGAUCGGCAUUUUCCCGCUCAAAGACAACAUGCUGUUCUUUUGCGAAGCUUAAAGGCAACAGGACAUUUGUCGCGGGCUCUAAGGGACGACCCGGAGGUCAGGUCGAUGAACACGCUCGCUUCCCGCUUCUCCGGAUGAAUCCCAAAGGAGCUUAUACGCCGCCGCGCUAAUAUCCCGACGGCUUUAAACUGGCCAUAAGCGCGCUAGCGGCCUGGCGCGCGGGACAAAAGUUUCUCGUUCGGGGUCGAAGGCAUCCAGAAAUGAUUCCCACCAAGAUUUUAGCGUACAAGGGGCCCGACGGCGGCUCGCAGACCGCGUCGGCCGCCGGGCGGCGGAAGAAAUCCACCGGCGAGCUCUUCCAGAAAGGACACCGGGUCCGCAACGGCCACGACAAAGACGAGCGGGAGAACGAUCGCGGCUCCGGUUUGGCUUCCUCCUUGCGUGCCGUCUCCUACUGGGGCUUGAGGUUUUUAAGGGCCUUAAGGUUGAUUCAGUUCUCGGAAAUUUUGCAGUUUUUGAAUAUACUCAAGACGAGCAACUCCAUCAAGCUGGUCAACUUGUGUUCCAUCUUCAUCAGCACGUGGCUGACGGCGGCGGGCUUCAUCCAUUUGGUGGAAAAUUCCGGAGAUCCCUGGGAAAACUUCCAGAAUUCUCAGGCGCUGUCGUACUGGGAAUGCGUGUACCUGCUGAUGGUCACCAUGUCCACGGUGGGCUACGGCGACGUUUACGCCAAAACCACCCUGGGACGACUCUUUAUGGUCUUCUUCAUCCUUGGCGGUCUGGCCAUGUUUGCUCGCUACGUGCCAGAAAUUGCCGCUCUCAUCCUAAAUCGGAAGAAAUACGGAGGGAGUUAUAACUCGACCAGAGGCAGAAAGCACAUCGUGGUGUGCGGCCACAUCACGUUGGAGAGCGUCUCCAACUUCCUCAAAGACUUCCUACACAAGGACAGGGAUGAUGUCAAUGUAGAAAUAGUUUUUCUCCAUAAUAUUUCCCCUAAUCUUGAGCUGGAAGCCUUGUUCAAACGUCACUUCACCCAGGUGGAGUUCUACCAAGGCUCUGUCCUGAACCCUCAUGACCUGGCCAGAGUCAAAAUUGAAUCAGCCGAUGCCUGUUUGAUCUUAGCGAACAAAUACUGCGCCGAUCCCGAUGCUGAGGACGCCUCCAACAUCAUGAGGGUAAUAUCCAUCAAGAACUACCACCCAAAGAUCCGCAUCAUCACUCAAAUGUUGCAGUAUCACAACAAGGCACACCUGUUGAACAUCCCCAGCUGGAACUGGAAGGAGGGCGACGACGCCAUCUGCCUGGCCGAGCUCAAGCUGGGCUUCAUCGCUCAGAGCUGCCUGGCUCAUGGCCUGUCCACCAUGCUGGCCAACCUCUUCUCCAUGAGGUCCUUCAUCAAGAUCGAGGAGGACACAUGGCAGAAGUAUUACCUGGAGGGUGUCGCCAACGAGAUGUACACCGAGUACCUGUCCAGUGCCUUUGUGGGCUUGUCCUUUCCUGUUAUCUGCGAGCUGUGCUACGUGAAGCUGAAGCUGCUGCUGAUAGCCAUCGAGUACAAGUCUGAUCAGAGGGAGAGCAGCACGCUCAUUAACCCCGGCAACCACGUGAAGAUGCAAGAGGGCACGUUGGGCUUCUUCAUUGCCAGCGACGCCAAAGAAGUCAAGCGGGCGCUGUUUUACUGCAAAGCAUGCCACGAUGAUGUCACGGAUCCUAAACGCAUCAAGAAAUGCGGAUGCAAGAAAUCUAAAAACACCUACAAUGGAUACAUCAAAUCACUCGAAGACGACCAGCGGUCGGUGCUGUCGUCUAAAAAAAAGCAGCGAAACGGAGGCAUGAGAAGCUCCCCCAACUCCUCGCCAAAGAUCAUCAGGAACGACCCGCUCCCCAUCUCCGUCAACAAGCAGAUGGAAAGCGUGGACAAGAACGUGAAGAAGUACGACUCCACGGGGAUGUUCCACUGGUGCCCGUCCAAGGACAUCGAGAAGGUCGUCCUGACUCGCAUCGAGGCGGCCAUGACGGUGCUGAGCGGUCACGUGGUGGUGUGCAUCUUCGGUGACGUCAAGUCGGCGGUGAUCGGCCUGCGCAACUUUGUCAUGCCGCUGAGGGCCAGCAACUUCCACUACCACGAGCUCAAGCACAUCGUCUUCGUGGGCUCGCUCGAGUACCUCAAGCGUGAGUGGGAGACGCUACACAACUUCCCCAAGGUCUCCAUCCUGCCUGGCACGCCGCUGAGUCGAGCCGACCUGAGGGCUGUCAACAUCAACCUCUGCGACAUGUGUGUCAUCCUGUCAGCCAAUCAGAACAAUAUUGACGACACGUCGCUGCAGGACAAAGAGUGCAUCUUGGCGUCGCUCAACAUCAAGUCCAUGCUGUUUGACGACAGCAUCGGCGUCUUGCAGGCCAAUUCCCAAGGCUUCACGCCGCCAGGAAUGGACCGAUCGUUCCCGGAGAACAGCCCGAUCCACGGAAUCGUGCGGCAGACCUCCGUGACCACAGGGGCCAACAUUCCCAUCAUCACCGAACUGGUUAACGAUUCCAACGUCCAGUUCCUGGACCAAGACGACGACGACGACCCCGACACGGAGUUGUACCUGACUCAGCCGUUCGCCUGCGGCACCGCCUUCGCCGUCAGCGUGCUGGACUCCUUAAUGAGCGCUACGUACUUCAACGACAACAUCCUGACCCUCAUCCGCACGCUGGUGACGGGCGGCGCCACCCCCGAGCUGGAGGGCCUCCUGGCGGAGGAGAACGCCCUGCGCGGCGGCUACAGCACGCCGCAGACGCUGGCCAACAGGGACCGCUGUCGCGUGGCCCAGCUGGCCUUGUACGACGGGCCCUUCGCCGACCUCGGGGACGGCGGUUGCUAUGGCGACCUGUUCUGUAAAGUCCUGAAAACAUACAACAUGCUCUGCUUUGGCAUCUAUCGGCUACGUGACGCGCAUCUAAACAUGCAAAAUCAAUGCACCAAACGAUACGUCAUCACCAAUCCGCCCUACGCCUUUGAGCUGGUGCCCUCCGACCUCAUCUUCUGCCUCAUGCAGUUCGACCACAACGCCGGCCAGUCGCGGACCAGCCUCUCGCACUCCUCCGGCAAGAAGAGCUCAUCGGUGCACUCCAUCGCCACCAUCAACCGAGGCAACCGAAACAAGAGCAGGGACCCCCGGGACAAGUUAAAAAAAGACGUGGUUUACAGAUGAGCAGCGGGGGGCCACGCACCUGAGGACCACGCACACCAAGCCUGUCAAUACGCACGCCGCCGCUUCCAACCACCACGCUGCUCCGCACACACCCGCCGGCUGACCCAAGGCGCCCAUCCGAGAAGCACAAGACGAACGCUGACGCCGGCGACUUCGGGACUCCUCCGAGACGACGAGGAAACAAACACACGGAGACAAUCAACUAUCAACUGCUGUUGCAUUCUGGGAAAUGAAGUCACAAGACGAUUGUCUGAGCACCAAAUCAAAGAUGCCUUGCCAGCUCUCGACGAACGGCAUUCGCCGGCGUUUCCGUGGCGGCGACCGACUUCGCCGUUCGGCGCUUUGUUCAAAACAUUUGUGACGGGUGUGAUGUCCACCCACACAAAGCCCCCUCACACCCCGUACAAAAGCCGGCAUUCCCCCCCGUCCCCCCAUGUUCUGUAGGCGCCGACGUGGAAUGGUGUGAAGUCGAUUUAGGAAUGAUGAGUUUCAAAGCCGUGACGCCCACCUGACUCUGAGGCAUUUGGCUGCAAGCCUUACGUUGUCUUCUACUUCAUCAGAAAUAUUCGGGGCAACCCCCUCUGACAAAUUUUUCUUCCAAAUAUGAUAGAGCUGUUUUACAACCAAAUCCAAAUCUAUUUAAAGCCAUAUAUCACAUGAAGUGGGCCUCUAAGUCCUCCUUUGGCUUGAAGCACUGCCCGACACAAGCCCCGCCCCUCUCUCGUUUCGACACAACGGAAAAAAAACCCAGCUCUAUCAUAAUCCUCCACCCGCUUUUUACAUCCCAUCCUUAGCACUCGUUACGCUAACGGGUGCCAGGCGGUGCUUCAGCUGACGGAGGACCUCCACAGGUGCCCACUGCUGCGCAAAGAGGCUUCUCGAAUGUUCUUCUCCCAUCGUUGCAGCUCGGAAUGUAUUUGGGGAAAAUUCUUUAAAAAAAAAAAAACACGAGGAGACCCCGAUGGAAAUCUCUGAAGCUUCAAGUGUGUUCGACCUCCUGUUUUGUGUCCGUACUUCUUAACUUGUGACUACGACAACCCAGUGAACAGCACAUUGAACCCCCGUUUACCGCGGGGGAUACGUUCCACGUCCACCAAAUACACGACAUAGAGAGACCACGUUUUACCCCUCCCAUUUGCAUUUACACUUACCACAAAUUAAAAAGUACUCCUUAGUGCCUGUUCCCACUUUCUCGCUGUCAAGAAAUGGGAUAACAUCACUUUGAGGAAAUGAAAAGAAGACUCAUUCAGAUAGUUCUUCAAAAAAGAGCUUCGAGCUGGUUGUCGCUCCCAGUUGAAGUUUCCUGUCAAAUUUACACAUUCAGUAAGAGAAUUAAACAGAAAAAUAUUCAACCAAAGUGUAGAUUAUAUUUUUAAUUAUCUUAAUUCAAAUUUGAGGUUCAUACAAGAUGCACGAUUAAAAUAAAGAAGAGAAAUACAAAUUUUGUUAUGCAGUGUAAAAUACGUCCUCAACAACUUAUGACAGUGUCUUAAGAAUGAGAAUGUGAAAUAACAUGAAAACCAUUUUCACAAGACAAUUAAUAGCAAAUGCUAUAGCAAUAACAACUGCUACUCUCCACAACACAUACAAACAUACUGACAGCCAGUUAUUUUUCCCUGCUCUGUGGGAACCGGAGCUUUUGGGGGACCUUCUCUGCCUUGCCACUCAAUGAUAGAUUCGGACUUUCGUGUAUCGUGUAAAAACCCAAUACAAGCGAUUUCUUAAAAAUCGGUGAUAAAGCAAAGGGCAGGAACGACGAAUCGCGACACGCACGGACGGUUUCACUGUACACUUGACUGUCAAGCACAAAACUUUUUUUUUUGUAUUUUCAAUUAAAUAAACACCUAUCUAUUGU